Myodes glareolus (Bank vole) is the source of this 2430-nucleotide messenger RNA. Lineage: Eukaryota; Metazoa; Chordata; Mammalia; Rodentia; Cricetidae. The record is from RefSeq and is a predicted model, not a curated record.
AUGGGGGGACCCUCACCUAUUUUUGGGGUUCUCGUGGUGGAUCCACUGAUGGCAGGACACGACUCUUCAAUUCUUCUUCAAAGCCGACCCGAGGGACGCCAUCUCCCUUUCCAAAGAAACAAUGAAGUGUUUCCCGUAUUUUACAAUUACAAUUUUUCAGAAUUUGCAGGCACAUGCCAGGUGUUAGACUUGCCUCACAACUGGACAGAUGCUUCUACUCACUAUGGUGAUGGUUUUGCCAAAGCUGCAAAUCCAUUCUGGAAUGAACUAUCUGCCUUGAACCCAUUUCUGGAUGACAUCACUAAGCUAAGAAAUAAGCAAAAGAGAGAUAAUUUGUCCAUUUUGAAGGAAGAUCCUUUUCUUUCUUUAAAGCAAAUUGAAACAGGGAAUUCUUUUGAUUCCUCUGAAGAUGAACUUGACAUGGAUCAGGUGCUUAGGCCGUCUUCCUCGAGGACGUCGGAAAGGUCUAGGAGUGUUUCAGAGCUCCUGGAAAUCUUACACGAUACAGCACAUGCUCAUCAGAGUAAACACCACUCUGACCAGAUCCUAGUACAAGACUUAGAGUGGCUUCAAAAUGACCGAAAAGCAUACAAAAUGGCUUGGUUAAGUCAACGUCAGCUAGCAUGCUCUUGUGUGGAUCUGAAUAUAAUUAAUCAAAGUCCUGGAUGGGCUCAAACACAAAUUGCAGAGACCAUUACAGUUUGUAAAUUAAACCACGAAGGAGGGUCAGUUCAGUUACCUGACUCAGACAUCAUUGUUCAUGUACCCCAAGGACACAUAGCCGUAGGAGAAUUCCAGGAGGUGUCUCUGAGAGCGUUUCUGGAUCCUCCACCGAAGCUGAACCAUAAUCUCUCCUGUACUGUAAGCCCUCUUUUGGAGAUAAAGUUAAGCAACCCUAAAACCAUGAGAGCUAUUUUGCUGGAGAUGAAAUUUGGAGCUGAAGUGAAAAUAGAUCCUCUGAGCCAAGUCAUGACAAAAAUGGUGUGUUUACACAGCCUGGACAGAGAAGGCCCUUUCCAAGAACUGAACAACUUCUAUGUCUACAAAGAUACCAUCCAAGAGAGGGCCUUCAGAGUGGUGAGGUGAUUUGGGCCCGCGACAGGGGCCCGGCGAGGGGAAGCUAGGACUCUCCCCGAGCCAGCUGCUACCAUUUGGGAUUAUAUUCACAAAACCACUUCCAUUGGAAUUUAUGGGCCCAAAUAUAUCCAUUCAAGUUUUACUGCUGUUUUUGUAGUUUGUGGGCACAACUAUGUGCCAGGAAAGUUUGCAGUCUCUGACAUUAGGAUGGGUGGAAAAAAUACAUCUCCAGUAGUAUUUUAUCUCUGGGGAAAGCAUUCAUGUUUACUUGACAAGCCACAAGAUUUAAUUAUUUCAGCUUUUUCAUGUGAUCCUGAUUUUGAAGUAAAGAUAGAGAGAGAAAGGCAAAUGAUUGUACAAAGGCAGUUGGAAGCAGGUGCAGUAGUCCAUCAACAAGUUUUCUUUUCUUUGGUUGACCACAGAGAGAUGCACUCCUGUUUUCGGGUUCAUGUGGGGUCUCCCAAUGGAAAACCAGUCACACAAUUCUUUGUCACUUCACCUGAUCCAGCCCCAAACCUCAAAAGGCUCUUACAUUUGCAGAACUAUGUUCAGGAGGGAGAAAGCAAGAGAGUGCCUUUGUUAUCAACUGGGUUUAUCAACUACCCCACUUUCCAAGUUGAAAAAGUGAAAUUCACCAAUUAUGGGUUCACAGUGAAGACGGUACUGAGGCAAAGUAAAAUUGACUACUUACUUGAGUAUUUAAAGGGGGCUAUAAUUGCCCUUCUUGGAGAAGGCACAGUAAGAGCCAUUGGACAGUCCAAAGUGAAAGAGUGGUAUGUAGGUGUCCUUUGAGGUAAGAUUGGACUUGUACAUUGCAAAAAUGUCAAGGUGAUUUGCAAAGAACAAGUAAUGUCUACGUCUGAUAGUAUUUUGACAACCAAAAAUCUUUUGGAGCAAAUUGCCUUGCCAUUUAAAAAUCUGACUUAUAUAUACUCUGUUGUAUUGACUCUGGUGUCAGAAAACAUUCAUGAUUGGAAAGUUUUAGCUAAUGUCCUGAACUACUCACAUCUGGCACAGGAAGAUUUUGAUCAAAUUCAAGCAGACAAUGAACCAGAAAGGGUUUCUUAUAUUGUCAAGAAAUUAAAGGAAGAUUGCCAUAAAGACAGAAGUACCAGGAAGUUUCUUUAUGAACUGAUUGUGGCUCUGCUAAAGAUGGAUCACCAAGCAUUAGUGGCACGUCUUCUCCAAGAGGCUGUUAUUCUAACCUCAGCUGUUAAGCUCGGAAGAAGCUGGAGGGAACUUGCUGAGAAAUCUGCAGGACUCACUAAGCAUCAGAUGCAGGGGUAUGAAAUUCCUUACCGAGGAAAAUCUGGAGAUGUUUCAGCCGAGGUGAUCCGGUUGCAGCCUUUCUAA